CUUUUUUUUGUUUGUCUAACAGUUCACACAUUCACUCUGAUGCGUGACUGAUUCGGAUCACAUUAGAUGUGGUUUUUGUUUCUCAGCAGUAAGAUGAAGAUGGAGAGCCCCCACAACCUGCUGUUCCUCCUGUGCAUCCCUCUGAGUUGUGUUUCUAGUGCUCGGUUGAUCCAUGUGUCUGGAUAUGAGGGGAGAGAAGUAAAUGUAUCCUGUCCCUAUGGAGGGGGUUUUGAGUCUUAUGAGAAGUACCUGUGCAAAAAUGAUUGUGGCAGCACUGGUGAUGUUCUAAUUACAACAACACAAGCAAAGAGGAACAGGUACUCCCUCCGUGAGGACAAACAGAGACGAAUCGUCAAGGUGACCAUUUCUGAUCUGAGACGUACGGAUACUGGGACAUACUGGUGUGGGGUGACAAGGGCUUUUAAGGAUGUCUACCCUGCUGAAGUAAAACUGGAGGUAUUGCCAGAAUGGUGCUGUGUGAAAUCAAACAAACUGAGCGGCAUUGUGGGACGUCCAGGAACUAUGCAGUGUCCAUAUCCACUACAACACAGGCAUAACAGGAAGUUCCUCUGUAAGGGAGACCACCGCAACAACUGUACAGACAUGGUGACGAGUCAGAGCAGGUUCACGCUGCAAGAUGACGUUUCUUCCAGUUCUUUCACGGUGCUGAUCACGGAGCUGAGAGCAGGGGAUGCUGGGACAUACUGGUGUGGUUCAGACUCACAGUGGAGUCCUGCUGACUACACACAGAUUCAACUGUCACUAGUCAUUCCACCACUGACCAGCACUGUGACCCCUGACAUCACUGUAGAACCUGUUGGAUCACAAUCAACACAUAUCCCUGACAAACACAUCAAAGAUGUUUCACCUGUUCUCGUAGUGGUUUUUGUUGUACUUGCUGUACUCCUGAUAUUGGCGUUUACCCUGGUCGUAAUUUAUAAAUGCCACCGGAAAGGACAAGAAGUCAGCUUGAGCAGAAAUAUAACAAAGACUGCUGAAGCAGAAGAAACGAUGUAUGAAGUUCAAGGAGAUGUAGCGUGCUCAACCAUGGGCUCCUCCAAGCAACAGAGCAUGUUGUACCAUAACAAGGCAGGUGAAGACCAACAAGAGUCUGUGUAUCAAAAUAUCACCAGGGCAGAGGGUAUCUACUGUAAUCUGUAACAACAGCUCAACAGUGUCUGUAUUGUCUCAGAGAACAGCUGACCCACACAUUCAUGUCUAAUUGUGUUCAUACCUUAAUUGUCUUGAACAGAUUGGCCUUUGUGAUUAAUCUACACCAUGAGAGAUAUUUGGUGCUGUAACUCAUAUUCAUGGCUUUAUUCUGAUUUUGCUCAGGCUCUUUUACUUUCACAUUUAUCAUGAUUUCUAAGUGUUAAUAUAACACUGUCUGUUCAUACAGUCAUUCUGCUGAUGUUUUGGGGUCGACAGGAGUCUAAGCUCAGGACCCACGGUGCUUUGGUAAACUAAAAGGAUGAGAAAUUAAACACUGAAUUAUAUAAUCUAGAAAAAGGGAAGGCAACCUGCAGCUCUGCAGCACCAUGCGGCUCUUUAGACCCUCUCCAGUAGCUCCCUGUGGCUUUGAAUUGAAUUAUCUGGAAAUGAAUAAUGGUUUUUUUUUAACAUCGGGAUUUUCAUUUGUCAUUGUA
This is a messenger RNA of Epinephelus fuscoguttatus (brown-marbled grouper), 1646 nucleotides long. Its product is annotated as CMRF35-like molecule 3. The record is from RefSeq and is a predicted model, not a curated record. The transcript is spliced from 7 exons. The coding region runs from base 67 to 1161 and encodes 364 amino acids. Lineage: Eukaryota; Metazoa; Chordata; Actinopteri; Perciformes; Serranidae.